Molecule: messenger RNA, 2643 nt
Organism: Anopheles coustani
Lineage: Eukaryota; Metazoa; Arthropoda; Insecta; Diptera; Culicidae
Product: xaa-Pro aminopeptidase 3-like
Exons: 4
Coding region: 67-1656 (529 amino acids)
Cellular component (GO): mitochondrion
Molecular function (GO): metalloaminopeptidase activity; manganese ion binding
Source: RefSeq, a predicted model, not a curated record
AGGCAGUGGUUUUGUGUUUUUACUUGAAUAUAAUCUUGGCUUUUCUAUUCCUAUUUUUCAAGUGAGAUGCUCUCUCUACGAACUGUUAGUUGUGUCCGUAAUAUAGCAAGAUGCGUUUUCCCAGUGAUUCAAAAAAGUGUUACGGGGAAAUUGCAUUCAGCCAGCGUAUUAGCAUGCAGCAGAGUGAACAACCAAAAAGCAGCGAUGGAUGCAACAGAACCAGCUCGCCGACACACGACCUAUGGCCAGCCGGUACAGCACACUCAUCCACAUUUAAUCAGUCCUGGCGAAGUAAUACCGGGAAUUUGUCUGGAAGAGAUUCAAGCUAGACGGCGGAUGCUGCUGUUUUCGAUGAAAGAGUUCUGUGCCAAAAACGUAGACAAGAGCAUCAAAAACCAUAUCGUUAUCAUCCCGGCUGCGAACAAAAAGUACAUGAGCCACAAGAUCCCGUACGUGUUUCGGCAAAAUACGGACUUCCUUUAUUUGAGCGGCUGCCAGGAACCGGACAGCGUGCUCGUUAUGGAGAUCGAUGGGGAGGAUUACUGCAAGAGUACACUGUUUGUGCGCCCGAAAGACAAGCAUGCGGAGCUCUGGGACGGGCCCCGAACCGGAGUGCAGGCUGCGGCCGAUAUCUUCGGCAUGGAGCAGUCGUACGAUGUGGCCUUACUGAAGGAGUAUUUAAUGAAGUACAGUUUCGCCCAUCCAAAUGCCAUCACUUGGUUCGACGAGAAGGCGUCCGACCUGGAAGAUGUGUCGAAAAUCGUCGCGGGCGUAACACACAAUCACAUGCGAUCACCGAUCGAGUUCGUCCACAACAUUCGCGUGAUCAAGUCGCCAAGCGAGUGUGAGCUGAUGCGCAAAACGUGUGAGAUUGCCUCCAGUGCCAUUAACCGGACGAUGGCCGAAAGCUAUCCGGGCAUCGGCGAGCACCAUGUGUUCGCCACCGUGGACUACUGCACGCGAAUGAGCGGGGCGAAUUUUCUCGCCUAUCCGCCGGUGGUAGCUGGUGGAACGAACGCAACAAUCAUCCACUACGUAAACAACAACCAGAUAGUGAGAGGUGGCGAGAUGAUUCUGCUGGACGCUGGAUGCGAGUAUCAUGGUUAUACGAGCGACAUCACCCGUACCUGGCCGGUCGAUGGCAAAUUCACCGACCCGCAGCGUGUGCUCUACGAGGUGCUCCAGCAGGUGCAGCUGGAACUUAUCGGCUGUCUCCAGCAUGCCGGUGGUGAAACACUUGACCAGCUGUUCGAUACCAUGUGCACCAAGAUCGGGAAAUAUCUCCAGGAAGUCAAGCUCAUACCAGCGACCUGCAGCGGCCUAGAACUGUCCCGUGCUGCCUACAAAUUCUGCCCCCAUCAUGUUUCGCACUACCUAGGCAUGGACGUUCACGACACGCCGUUGGUUUCCCGGAGCAUACGGUUGCGACCCGGAAUGAUCUGCACGGUGGAGCCGGGAAUUUACAUCUCACACGAAAGAACAGACGUCCCGCCGGAGUUCCGAGGACUUGGUCUGCGAAUAGAGGACGACGUGCUCAUACGGCCGGACAAACAGGUGGAAGUUCUUACCAAAACGUGCAUCAAAGACCGUCAGCUUUUGGAGGAAAUGCUGUCCAACCGGCACUCGACGGUCAACGCAACUGUCGAUAAACAGUAGCACCGGAUAUUUUAACGUUAAGCUCAGUUGACCUCAAGAAAAACGAAACAGCUUUAACUACUGAUCCACGUUAGUUAACGUUUUGUUAUUGUCAGUCAUCAUUGCGUGAAAAUAUAUUUAUAACAGGACAUUUAUAUUUUAGAGUUUCUUCUGAGCACAUAUUCCGAUGUUUUUCGACGAAAAGCUUCGAAGAAAAUGUGGCCUUAAUUAAUCUCCUUAUAGUUGGGUAUAUCUUACAAAAUUGAACGUUCAGGAGGACAUGUAGCCCUCCGUUUCUAUCUUUGGGCCUUAAAAUAUGAAUAUAUUGCUGUGAAUAUAUUCAGAAUCAUGUUAGGGAAAUAAAACAGCCUGUUAGUUCUGUAAAUUUGUACAGUUUGCAUUUUUAAUCAAUUAUUUUAACUGUUAUGUAUGCGCAACAGUUGGUUUCUUAAUUGUGGAACAGUCUAUUUUACCAGUGACAUGCCAAAUCGUUAGUAUGAAGACCAAUAGAUAGUUAUUUCUAUUUAGGUUAUCAUUUCAAAAACCUAGUUCGCAAUUCUAUCUGCAAUUGAAUUUGGUUUAGGUGUUUAAAAUUGAUUUCUUACUCACCGCCCGUUGUUUUUUGUAUCGAAUUAGUAUAUUCUAAUAAAAUUUGGAGCUGUACGGCUCGAAAAGCAACAACAUUUGGAAUUACAUUGAGCACUAAUAAAACUACACCAAAGUUUCUUAAAGAUGCUUGUUUUACAUUGUUUCAAAAACAAAAUGUUUCAACAGUUGGGAAAAUAUGUUGAUUGAAGGAAGUAGGCGUGUAUUCCGUAGAGCGAGAAGGAUUCGGUAAGCCAAACUAAAAUCAAUGUUCGAUUGGAUUCUCAACUAUCUAGCUUUAAUAGACACACGAAACAUAGAAAAAAAAUAUGUGAAAUAAAAAUAUCAGAUUAUUUGUAAUAGAUUUUAUUUAGUAGUGAUAAGAGUGUACAAUAAAAAUUACCCCAUAUUGUUCUUGGCCAA